UAAACUAUGACCUGCAUACCUUAGUCACCGGCGAAAGAGGGAAUCGGCCAUUCAGAAAUGACUAAUUCUUUAUGACCAGAUCGCAGUGUAGCGUGUACAACAGUGUAGUACAUCUUGUUGUGUUUCAAUGCUGUACUGUGCAAUAUUCUCUCAGUAUGACUUGGUGACUGGCUUCAUCGUGCCAAUUAAUUUUUAACAGCCUAUGUUUUACAUAGCGUCGCGAUCGAAAAGAAAAUGUCGCCUACGGAAAGAGUCGACCUCUCAGGUACCUGGAAGAUGGUGCAGGUAGAGAACUUCGAUGCGUAUCUACAGGCUCUAGGCAUUGGGUUUGUACUUCGUGCCAUCGCCAAGAUGUUGAGCAACACCCAAAUCAUCGAGCAAGAUGGAGACAGCUUUUACGUCAAGGACAUCAACACCUUACAGACGCACGAAGUCACCUUCCAGAUAGGAGUUCCAGUGGAGGGGACCACCGUGAUAGGGAAGUACAGGGUUACCGUGACCUGGGACGGAGACGUUUUACGAGGCUACACCGAGACAGACAAGGGGAUCAUCCGGACGGAGCGGUACAUACGGGAGGAUGGCACCAUGCUCUAUGCCAUGACAGCUCCGAACGGCGUGAAAACUACACAGAUAUUUGUCAAGCAAUGACGUCUAGCGGCCGUCUGUGUGAACUACAUGUGCGCUGUGACGUCGACUCCGUUCUACCUCACAAACAAAGAGACGCGUCAUCAGACCUAUUCUGAGAGAAAAACAUUGCACCAUCAAGUAUGAAAGCGUCAGCGGACCAAGCAAACAAACAAAAACUUUGGAAGUAUUACUUGGUGAUUUAGUCAACAAUGCCAAUUCAAAAGAAAGAAAGUGAAAGUGAUGUUGAACCAGAACUACUCUUCCACUGGGCAUGGACACAAACACAUUUGAUAGAACACCACAAACACCUUAACGUUAAUUACUUUGCGGAGGUUUGUGUCCUACGGACUCAUGUUUGGUGACUGACUUUGUCGCGUGACCUUGGUCACGUGGGUCUAUUUUUGACAGAAGUAGCGGAACAGAAGUAAAAAAAAA
This is a messenger RNA of Branchiostoma floridae (Florida lancelet), 1062 nucleotides long. RefSeq names its product fatty acid-binding protein, heart-like. Gene Ontology annotation, molecular function: fatty acid binding. Lineage: Eukaryota; Metazoa; Chordata; Leptocardii; Amphioxiformes; Branchiostomatidae. Gene Ontology annotation, biological process: fatty acid transport. The record is from RefSeq and is a predicted model, not a curated record. Gene Ontology annotation, cellular component: cytosol; nucleus. The transcript has 5 exons. Bases 235 to 648 code for a protein of 137 amino acids.